Messenger RNA from Monopterus albus (swamp eel), 4648 nucleotides. RefSeq names its product synemin, intermediate filament protein (gene synm). The transcript is spliced from 4 exons. Gene Ontology annotation, molecular function: intermediate filament binding; vinculin binding; structural constituent of muscle. Gene Ontology annotation, biological process: intermediate filament cytoskeleton organization; fast-twitch skeletal muscle fiber contraction. Bases 1410 to 4454 code for a protein of 1014 amino acids. The record is from RefSeq and is a predicted model, not a curated record. NCBI's taxonomy places the organism in Eukaryota, Metazoa, Chordata, Actinopteri, Synbranchiformes, Synbranchidae. Gene Ontology annotation, cellular component: sarcolemma; intermediate filament; costamere.
CACUGAGGACACUAAAGUCUGGUCCUCUAUAGUUUUUCCUGGAAACGUGGUUUUAGAAACUUCUUUAAUCUCUACAAAUAAACAUUUAAAUUGGACUAGAUUUAAGUAAAUACAUAAAAUAAAUGCUGAUUUUAUUUGUGUGCCUUAGACUUUGCGGGCAACAAUUACUAUAAUUGAACAGUGAAAUAAUACAAUUCUUUAAAAUCAAAAUAAUUAAUAGUCUGACACUUGUACUGCCACGGUCUUGACCUGAAGCCUAUUUUACCUUUGGGUUAAGGGUCUGCCAGAUAUCAGCAAUGAUUUGCUGAGUCUUGACAUAACUCACUGGUAACUCCUUGAUGUAAACACCAAUCCGCUCUCCCAGCCCGACUACCUCCAAACCCUACAAUUAAAAGAUCAGCCAAUUUAAGCAGGCUAUUAAACUUCACAAUGGCCUUUUAAACACCAACACCUAACGCUAAAAUUAAAACAAACACUACCUGGGCUGCUUUCCAGCUCGUGUUCACCAAGAACUGUCUGAAGGGUCCAAACCCUUAGAAGAUAGGUUUAAAAUCGCACCUUAAAAAUUAAAGGGCGUUUGAAGAGCUCGUGUAUUCAUGAGCAAUCAUCACGUUACCUGUAAUGGCCACAAUUUCGCUUCGAUUCAUGACGCACUCAAGUUUGCUCGGUUGGAAAGAGAGUUGUGUGCACGUCAUGUUUGGACCGUGAAAGACAAGUAGUAUCUUCUGUUUUCUUACAACUGACUAACUUUUCCGCGUGGGGGAGCUAUUCCCCUGCAAAUGUUGAAAUGAUGCCUUCAAGUAGCUCCGGUAAGGUCCGACAUCCGAUUGACAAAGUCGAUAGUCAUCACGUUUUGCUUGCAUUUGCUACAUUGUUUUUAAACCCUCAUUGGGCCUAUUACAAUUAGCUGCUGAAAAAUUACUUAUGUGGCCAUAAACAGAGGACACAGAGGAAAAACAACAUGGCAUUUCACAAAAAAAGCCGCAAUUACAGGCCUACAGCAAAUCAUUUAGAGCCAUUUUCUUUCCAUUUUAAAGAUAGGCUAUACUCCAUUGCGCAGUCAGUGCGCCCAGGGCUUUAAAUUGUUUCUCUGCACGACGUAUUCUCAACAUCUAGGUGGCGCUUUUUAGUCUGACCGUUUGUGUGGGUGACUACGGUGAGCUCAGAUUGUUACUUUCAGACGGUACAUAAAUGCAACACCACAUCUGCCAGGGACACGGACGCAUAUGGGACGAUUCUGUGAGGCAGGACCCGCCCUUCUCCUGCUGCACUUGUCAAAGGCAACUGAUCGCAAAUUGCACAGUUGCGCCCAUAGACGCACACGCAAAUGAUAGUGAGGCAACCUGUCUCUAAAAUUAAUAUAAAGGCCGGACAAAUUUUUAACUGUAUUUUAACAAAUUCAUGCCACAAUGUUGCCUUUCAAGAGAACUUUUGAGAGCGAUAAACAGCAGCUGCAAGAGCUCAACAGCAGACUUGCCCAGUAUCUAUGCAGAACGAAGCAGCUGGAGCAGGAAAAUGCGCAUCUGAUUACUGAAAUAAAUAAACUCAGAGACACGAAGACUGUGGCAUGGGAACCGAAGUACAAGACUGAGAUGCGAGAUCUGAGGAGAAUGGUGGAACAGCUGUCGUUUGAGAAGUCCAAGGCUGAGAUGGAGAGAGAGAAGCUAUGGCGAGAGUUGCAGAUGGUCCAGUCUGUCUGCAGCGAGCAGACUGAGGUGUGCAGAGACAUCAGUGGCGACCUCAAAGGCUGCGAAGAGGAGCUUCAUCACGCUUACAAGACCAACACUGAACUCCAACAGCGUUUAGUUCAACUAAAGAACGAAUAUGCAUGCUUAGAGGAUGCGCACAGGCAAGAAGUGGACCAUCUCCGACGUCAGGUGGAGUCCCGGGUGGUACCAAUCAUCACACAAACUUAUCGCGGGCCUGCGGCGGCCUCCAUGGAAGAAGUCCAGGCGUAUGCCCGCGGUAUGUCCGAGGGAUGGAUUGAGACAUUUGAAAUGUACCAGCAGAAGGUGGAUGAGAUGGAGCAAACGAUUAAAGCAGACCGAGCGAGAUUGAGUGAUCUGCAGAGGGAAAAGAUGCUGUACGCUACAGAGUUGGACAAAUUACGCACAGAGGCGGAAAAACAAGGCCAAAUUCAAUUGCGUCUUGAGGAAGAACUGGCACAAAUGCAGGAAAAAUUGCAUGUGGACAUAAGUGAAUAUCAGAUGAUUGUUGAGCAGCUGGAGCAUGAGAGAAACAUGAUGGCUGACACAAUGGAACAAAAGAUGAGAGAACAUCAACGCCUUCUCCAAGUGAAGACGAAUCUGGGCGUGGAGGUGGCUGCCUACAGGGCUCUCUUGGAAGGUGAAAGAGUGGACCUGGAAGAUGGUCUUAAGAGGAUGGAUCACCAUCAAAGAGAAAGAAUAAUAGAUAUCAAGAUUCCUGCCCAACCCUACACGCCAAGAGCUUCCUCCUUAACCACCAGACAACAAAUGGAUAUUCGGUACACACCACCAUCUUCAAGCCUGAGAAGAGCCACUGUGCCAGUAAGUCCCUCUAGGGUCAUUCCUAUUGCAGUCGCAGGCAGAGCUCUGCAUCAGAGUCCUGCAGCCAGAAGGGACAUGAUCUCAUUCGCCCAAACCCGGGCUACCACAACUACCACCGCUACUACUAAAGAUAAACAAACAGGCCAAAGUGCAAACCAAAUGAGUCAGGGUAGGCAGAAAUCAAAAUCAGAGGAGAGAAUUGUGAAAAUCAAACAGGUCUCUCAGCUGGAGAACCAAAUAAGUCCCAUCAAGGACUCCACUGCCAGGACCAAUUCAAUAAGAGUGGUCUCACCGCCAGUGAUGGACCUCAACACAAAAACUGAGACGGAAAGCAAAAAGAAAGUGUCAGAGGAAAAAGAGGCAGAUAAUGUUUAUGACAGCAAAUUCAAAGACAACAACAGAGAUUCUAUGACAGGGCCAAGUGAGAACGUUUUAGAUUCUGUGUCUGUAGAGGAGAUCAUUGAGAAAGUGAUAAAACCAGCAGGUUUAGAAGCUAAGGCUUCCUCAUCAGGAGAAUCAACGGUGACAUAUCAUGUGGAGAAAACUGAGCAGAAGGAUGGCACGACCAAGACACAGAUCGUACUGGAGUCCAAGGUGGAAGAAAAGCUGGAUGUUUCUGAGGACUCUGCCCUAGAUGAACUACUGAACCAAGGUGUGAAGAAGGUAACACUGGAGGACAUCAAGGACACAGCAACAGAAAGCAUGAUCAAAAAUCUGUUAAGUGGCCUGCAGGGAGGGGAGAACUUGCAGAACAAGUCUGUGAACAUAGAAAUCAUUGAGGAACCAGUGGAGUCCCACAGUGAUGUAGUGCACAAGGUUGAAGAGAACUCUAGGUCUAGAUUUUAUGAGCCCUCAACAACAUAUUUCCAGAUUGAGGAGCUAGAAAAUGCCCCUCAUGAAACUCAAGUUCAGAGAAGUGAUGAAGAUGCUAUGGAAAUGUCCAUAACCGACACAGACCAUUCCAAGGGUGAAUCUGUUCAUGUUGAAGAUAUCUCUAAAGAAAGUGAAUCUUCAUAUUUCUCCCAUGACCAAGAGCCUCAUGAGUAUUUUGUCUCCACACCAGAUGAUAAUCUUUCUGAACCUGAGGAGGGUGGCGGCAUUACCUCAUGUGGGCAUUAUGGCAUAGUGGAUGACCUGUCAGAUGAGAGGUAUUAUCAAGAUAGUCUUCCACCACAAAGAAUGACUGUAGAGAAAAGUGACAAACACGAGUUCAUGUCAGGUGAUCACCCGUUUGUCAAAGAAAGUUUCCCAGAAUGCAUCAUCGAAGAGGAGGUUUGUGUCUCCCCUGUAGUGCAGGAGUCAGUUCUUGAAUUUCUGAGGGAGGACUUGCUGGAGCCCAAAGAGCAGCUAAAGGGAGCUCUGGAGACACUACAAAGCUCGGUGUCAGGUCCGCUGAGGGAGGAGUUGGCUUUCCUCACAAAAGUGAGUAAUGAAUGUCCACAGAACGUGGCUGUCAAUGUCAAAAAAGUGCAACAGUCCAGUGACAAUGGAACCAUGACCAUUGUUGCAGAACUGAAUGUCACUCAAACCCUGGAGCACUCUGGGCUGCUUGAGGCAGGGGAUGACCUGUCCGAAGAGCAGAUCAUGUCAGCUCUCAGAUCUUCUAACCUAGGGCUUGAGAAAGAUUUCCCAGGUGGGGCAGGAGGAGGGUACAGCAUCCGAGUCUCCAAAGAUGAGGAUGUCGUACACGGUGAAGAGUUUGAAGACUUAACUAAUGUUGCGAAGUCUGUGUCUGAAAUCACUGAGAAACAUACCAAACUGGGUCCAUCAGAACAGUCCUUCACCUUCCAGAUGAACGUACAGGGCAGCUACACUGACGUGACCUCAGAGCAAGAGCUGCAAUCUCAAGUCUUAGAAACCCCAGUCAAGAUGUCUCAAGAGAAAAGAGUUGCAACACUUUAUCUUGAAAGCCCUACAGAUGACUAAACGAAUUCAGUCAGAAAUAUUUUUCAACUCAAUACUUGCCAAUGUAUUACUUUUUGAAGUGCACAUAUAGAGGUUAGUUGGAUGCAGCAGUCUAAUGGCAUUAAUGCCGACUGCAUUAAUAAUGCCUUAAUUUUUGCAACAUUCUAUAUCCAAUUGAUUUUGGUGUGCUCUUUUACCAUACCUACUUAGCAUGC